CAAAUGAUAACACCUUCCCUCUUGCUCCCCUCCCGAAACCUAAUUCUAAUUCCUCACUUCCUUCUUCGUGUGUGAGGAUUUAGAAAUGCCGCGCAACGGACUGCGCGCCCUCUUCUCCCACGCAGGCCGCUGGCGGUCCAAUCCGCCGUCGGCGUCGCCACGGCAGAGCUUCUCCGCCACCCUCAUGGAGGAUCAUAUCGCCUCCGCCGAGGCCAUCAUCUCCCGGUGGAACGCCGACGCCAACGCCAAUACCUUCGCUAAGGUCACCUCCCUCUUCCAUGCCGGCCGCGCCGAGGCCCGCGAGUUCCUCCACGCCGUCGCCGACCUCCAGCGUGCCAUGGUCUUUUUCGUCUCCGGCGAAUGCGCCGCCCCCGCAGCCGCCCGCUCCGCCGCUCUCAUCCGCGCACAGACCCUCAUGCAGACCGCCAUGCGCCGCCUCGAGCAUGAGUUCCAGCAGAUCCUCUGCACCAACCGCGACCGCCUUGACCCCGAAUCCGUCUCCUCCUCCACCCGCACCCGCUCCAGAGCCUUCUCCGACGAUACCGAGGCCUCCGACGACGACGAGAUCUGCGCCGCCGGCGAGUCCAUCGGCGAGGUCGAAAGGGCCUCCGCCGUCGCCAUGGCCGACCUCCGCGCCAUCGCCGAGUCCAUGAUUGCCGCCGGGUACGGCAAGGAGUGCGUCCGUAUCUACAAAACCCUCCGCAAAUCCAUCGUAGACGAGGGCCUCUACCGCCUGGGCUUCGAAAGGCUGUCCCAAUCCCAGAUCCACCAGAAGCUCGAUUGGGAGGCCCUCGACCUCAAGAUCCGCUCCUGGCUCGUUGCCGCCCCUGUCGCCCUCAGGACCCUCUUCUCCGGAGAACGGAUCCUCUGCGACUACGUCUUCGCCGGCUCCGAUUCCAUCGGCGAGUCCUGCUUCGCCGACAUCACCCGCGACGCCGCCGCCCUAUUCCUCGAAUUCCCCGAAUCCGUGGCCAAAACGAAGCGGUCGCCGGAGAAGCUGUUCCGGAUCCUCGAUGUCUACGACGCCAUCUCCGAUCUCUGGCCAGAGAUCGAGGCCGUCUUCUGCUUCGAGUCCACCGCCGCCGUCCGGUCCCAGGCUCUCGCCUCCCUUCUCAAGCUCGCCGAGGCGGCGCGAGCCAUGCUCGCCGACUUCGAGACGGCGAUCCAGAAGGACAACUCCAAAUCGCCGGUCCCCGGCGGCGCCGUCCACCCUCUGACCCGCUACGUGAUGAACUACCUCGCCUUCCUCGCCGACUACGAGGCAUCCCUCGCCGACAUCUACGCCGAUUUUUCCCUCCAGAUCCCGACUCCUCUCCCCGAAUCCUUCUUCGAUUCUGCCUCCACCUCCGCUUCCUCCUCCUCUGCCUCCGACGGCGGCGGUGCCGCCUCCACAAUCUCCCCCCGGUUCGCGUGGCUCGUCCUCGUCCUCCUCUGCAAGCUCGACGGAAAGGCGGAGGUCUACCGGGAGGUGGCGCUCUCCUACCUCUUCCUCUCCAACAAUCUCCAGUACAUUGUGAACAAGGUCCGGGAGAGCCAUCUCAGGUUCCUCCUUGGCGACGACUGGGCGGCGAAGCACGCGGCGAAGGCGCGGCACUACGCGUCGAGCUACGAGCGGCUGGGAUGGGCGAAGGUGGCAGCGGCGGUGCCGGCGGACCCAGCGGCGAAGAUGGACUCCAGCGAGGCGUGGGAGAAGAUGAAGGGGUUCAACCUGAUGUUCGAGGCGACGUGCCGGUGCCAGGCCGAUUGGGUGGUUGCGGACGCGCGGAUAAGGGAGGAGGUGCGGGCGUCGGUGGCGAGCUUGAUCGUGCCGGCGUACCGAGUGUUCUACGAGGGGUGCCGCGCGGCGCUCAGGGACUCCAGCGCGGCGGCGGCCGCCGUGGUGAGGUUCUCGCCGGGGGACGUGAAGAACCGCGUCUAUGGGCUUCUAGAAUCGGGCUCGUUCCAGAGCCCCCUUCGAUCGGCAUCCAUAUAGGACACCCUUGUGUUUUGGUGAAAUCUAAAGACACAUACUUGUAAUAAAGUUGAUACACACUCAAACUAUACAAUUAACUGCGAAAUAGUACCGAGUUACUUUUUUUUCUUUUGCCAAAAAGGGAAAAAAAUCCUCAAGCUGUUACAACCAAUCUAAUUAGUCAUAUAAAUGCUAAAUUCUGAGAUGUUGUGAUAAUCCUGAUCCACUAGUUAUUUUAUUUUGUUUUAGAAAAAUACUAUUCAGAAAGUAAUGGUAGCUUUUCAUUCAUAA
Molecule: messenger RNA, 2242 nt
Organism: Elaeis guineensis (African oil palm)
Lineage: Eukaryota; Viridiplantae; Streptophyta; Magnoliopsida; Arecales; Arecaceae
Product: exocyst complex component EXO70H1
Biological process (GO): exocytosis
Cellular component (GO): exocyst
Molecular function (GO): phosphatidylinositol-4,5-bisphosphate binding
Source: RefSeq, a predicted model, not a curated record